UCCAACACACAAAUAGUUCGCUAACAAGCAGACAAGUGUCCAAUAGCGUUUGCAUCAUUUAAGGCAUAAUGGAGAUAGCUUUUCUCAUGUUGUUGGUUCUCUCUCUGCUCCUCUUCCCUAAUGGCAUCUGCAAGAGUUUAGCCUCUGGGCCUCCUGUUGUGAAUAUUGGGUCUAUUCUUCAAUUCAACUCCACCACUGGAGGUGUUGCGGCAGUUGCCACCCAUACAGCCUUGGAAGAUAUCAACUCUGAUCCAACAGUUCUUAAUGGAACAACACUAAAGGUUCAAAUCAAGGAUACAAAUUGCUUUGAUGGUUUCCUUGGCAUGAUUCAAGCUUUGCAGUUCAUGGAGAGUGAUGUUAUUGCGCUCAUUGGCCCUCAGUGCUCCACAAUUUCUCAUAUCAUUUCAUAUGUAGCAAAUGAGCAUCGAGUCCCUUUGAUGUCAUUCGCUUCUGAUGCAACUCUUUCAUCGAUACAGUUCCCGUUCUUUGUCAGGACUGGUCCCAAUGAUCUCUACCAAAUGGCGGCUGUGGCAGAACUUGUCGACUACAACCACUGGAAGAUAGUGACUGCCAUAUACAUUGAUAAUGUUUAUGGUAGAAAUGGCAUUGCUGCUUUAGAUGAUGCACUCACUUUAAAGCGCUGCAAAAUAUCCUACAAGGUUGGGUUUCCUUCGAACGCUAAAAGGAGUGACCUCAUAAAUCUGUUGGUUAGUGUCAGUUCUAUGGAGUCUCGUGUUAUCAUUCUCCAUACUGGAACUGAACCUGGACUCAAGCUUUUCUCUAUGGCACACCAACUGAACAUGAUGGGCAACGGGUAUGUGUGGAUUGCAACUGACUGGCUGUCUGCAUAUCUUGAUGCUAAUUCAUCAGUUCCUGCUGAGACCAUAUCUGGUCUGCAAGGUGUUCUUACUUUACGGCCACAUAUUCCCAACUCAAAGAUGAAGAGCGAUUUGAUCUCCAAAUGGAGCACACAAUGUAAAAAUUACAACUAUAGUGAUCUUCGUGUAAAUACUUAUGGUUUCUAUGUUUAUGAUAGUGUCUGGGCAGUAGCUCGUGCUCUGGAUGCCUUCUUUGAUGAUGGUGGUAGGAUUUCCUUUUCAAAUGACUCGAUGCUGCAUGAUGAAACUGGAGGAACUCUUCACCUUGAAGCAAUGAGCAUUUUUGACAUGGGAAAUAAAUUACUCGAGAAGAUUAGAAAGGUCAACUUCAGUGGGGUAUCUGGGCAAGUGCAAUUCGAUGCUGCAGGCAACCUCAUUCAUCCUGCGUAUGACAUCAUAAAUGUCAUUGGAAAUGGCAUGCGGACCAUUGGUUUUUGGUCAAACUAUUCUGGCUUGUUGUCGACUGUCCCUCCAGAUGUUCUAUAUUCAAAGCCUCCUAAUAUUUCUCUCGCCGAUCAGCAUCUCUAUGAUGUCAUUUGGCCUGGGGAGACUGCACAGAGGCCUCGAGGAUGGGUUUUUCCUUCUAAUGCCAAGCAGUUGAAAAUUGGUGUUCCCAACAGAUUUAGCUUCAAAGAGUUCGUCACGGUAGACAAUGCUACUGGGUCAAUGAAGGGUUAUUGCAUCGAUGUCUUUACUCAGGCAUUGGCUUUGCUUCCGUAUCCUGUUAGUUACAAGUUUGUACCUUUUGGGAGUGGUGCUGAAAAUCCUAAUUAUGACAAACUUGUACAGAUGAUUGAAUCAAAUGAGUUUGAUGCAGCUAUAGGGGAUAUUGCAAUUACAAUGAGGCGGACAGUAAAUUUUGAUUUCACCCAGCCAUUCAUUGAAACAGGCUUGGUUAUCUUGGCUCCGGUUAAAGAGCAUAUAACAUCGUCCUGGGCAUUCUUGCAGCCAUUUACUUUGGAGAUGUGGUGUGUUACAGGGCUGUUCUUUCUUAUUAUGGGUGCGGUUGUUUGGGUUCUUGAACAUCGGAUCAAUGACGAUUUCCGUGGUUCAGCAUGCCAACAAAUAAUAACUAUUUUCUGGUUCAGCUUUUCGACUUUGUUCUUCGCACACAGAGAAAAUACUAUGAGUAGCUUAGGGCGUGGUGUCCUGAUCAUAUGGCUGUUUGUUGUUUUGAUAAUUGUAUCCAGCUAUACCGCGAGUCUUACUUCCAUCCUGACUGUGCAACAACUUGAUACUUCUAUAAAAGGAAUCAAUGACCUGAAAAAUAGCAAUGAUCCUAUUGGUUUCCAAGUUGGUUCCUUUGCACAAGACUACAUGGUCAAGGAGCUCAACAUCUCACGGUCAAGGCUAAGAGCUCUCGGUUCACCACAAGAAUAUGCUCAAGCCCUCAAGAUAGGCCCUAAGAAAGGAGGUGUUAUGGCCAUUGUCGACGAGCGCCCCUAUGUUGAACUGUUUUUGUCAACCUACUGCAAGAUUGCCGUAGCUGGCACAGAUUUCACCAGCAGAGGAUGGGGCUUUGCAUUUCCAAGGGACUCCCCUUUGCAAGUAGACCUCUCCACCGCAAUCCUGUCUCUGUCAGAGAAUGGGGAGCUGCAGCGGAUCCAUGCCAAAUGGCUCAAGACAGGGGAGUGCGCAACUGAAAACAGCGAGUUUGUCGACUCGGACCAGCUCCGUCUUGAGAGCUUCCUUGGUCUGUUCCAAAUCUUUGGCGUGGCAUGUGUUCUCGCGCUGGUAAUCUACUUUGGUAUCAUGCUAUGCAAAUACCUGAGUCAUGAAUCGAGGAAGAGCCUCCGAAGAUUCUUCUCGUUCGUCCAUGGGAAGGAGCCGCCGAAGAACAAGGAGAGGCGGUCCAUGAGCCUGCCUGGAAGCUCGACGCCAACAACGCCAAUGAGCAGCCUUAGUACUGUUGACAUGGAAAGGCCGGGCAGGCCAGUCAGAAAUGGCAGCGUUAUUGAUAUGGAAAGCUAGUUCAUGUGUGGUUUAUUUCUCAAGGCAGCUGGGAAACUAUUUUGGGUGAAACAACAAUGCAGUCGACUAACCUAGGUUCUGGUAGUCAGGCAGUAGCGGUGUAUAGGGGGUUUCAAAAUACUUCUUAAGUACUACCUCCGAUCCGUAAAAAAUGUUGCAGUUUUGAACUAACCCCAGUUCAAAACCACAACACUUAUUUUGGAUCGGAGGGAGUACUAGAUUUUGAGAAAUAAGAGAAGGAAAGAUUAAUAAGAAAUAAAAAUAUUGAAAUGCU
Messenger RNA from Hordeum vulgare subsp. vulgare (domesticated barley), 3123 nucleotides. Its product is annotated as glutamate receptor 3.1-like. The transcript has 6 exons. NCBI's taxonomy places the organism in Eukaryota, Viridiplantae, Streptophyta, Magnoliopsida, Poales, Poaceae. Gene Ontology annotation, molecular function: glutamate-gated receptor activity. The coding region runs from base 69 to 2849 and encodes 926 amino acids. The record is from RefSeq and is a predicted model, not a curated record. Gene Ontology annotation, cellular component: plasma membrane.